Lytechinus pictus (painted urchin) is the source of this 5673-nucleotide messenger RNA. RefSeq lists its product as uncharacterized. Gene Ontology annotation, cellular component: nucleus. NCBI's taxonomy places the organism in Eukaryota, Metazoa, Echinodermata, Echinoidea, Temnopleuroida, Toxopneustidae. The record is from RefSeq and is a predicted model, not a curated record. Bases 57 to 329 code for a protein of 90 amino acids. The transcript has 4 exons. Gene Ontology annotation, biological process: poly(A)+ mRNA export from nucleus.
CGCUUUGUUCCGAAAUAUACUCUGCAUAGGGCUGCAGAGGGCGGUAUACAGAAAAAAUGGCGGAGAUUGAAGUUAAAAAGCUGAAGAUUGCAGAGCUACGGAAAGAGCUCACCGACAAGGGCCUUAGCUCAAAGGGUAACAAGGCUGAACUGGUGGAAAGGUUAACAGAGUUUCUUGAAGUUGAUGGUGCUGAAGCUGUCUUAGACAAUGAACGACAAGUAGAUCCAGAUGUCCUUACAGCAGAAGAUGACGUGGACGACUUAUUAAAUCAGGAUGAGGUGAGUCUCAUCGACAAGUUUACAAAUCUUUGCCUCAGUGCGGGUGCUUAAUCACUUUGAAAUAGUACAGAAUUGUGAUCUACAAUCAGUGCAGAAACAUUCUUUGCACCAGGCAUUUGGACAUAAAUGAGGGAUGGUCCACCCAACAAACAUUUAGGCGAGGCGUCAAAACCCCAAAUGCGUUCCAACGCGUGCAUAGCCAUUGUUCCAUAAUGAGAGUGUGCAAAGGAGUUCCAAGAGAUUAGUACGAAGUACCGUUAUAUUCUACAUUAAAGCUAAUUUGCAUAAUCCGUACACGCUGGGGAACGGGGCAAUUAUUAUCUCGAUCGCUAUUGGCUAAUCCGCCGGAGCGUCGCACGAGAAUACACUGAAUAGUGCAGGUUCACAUACAACACACACACACAGCGCGCCAGCGUACACUUCACAUAAAAUGAGGUCAGUGUUCGGCGUGCACGUCGGAUCAACAUUUGCAGCGAAGCUUUGCAGCGAAUGCAGCGCGUGAGGUGCGGGCGGAUCUACGAGAGGGGGGAAUAGGGGAUGCCUGGGGCUAGCUUCCUGUACAAAGUACCAAUUAAAAAAAAAAAUCCGUGUUUACGAGAGUCGCGCAAGCAAAACGGUGGCGGAUUAGGACAUGCUUUUAAAUUGUUUUGAGGGGCGAACGAGUGAAAAUAUAUUUUGUAUACCUUUCGUUAUGAACCCCCGUUCUCCAUGACGAAAUGUAAUUGACGAAAGGAAAGUAAAACAAAAUAGAAGUCACAAACAUCUCAGAAUAGUUUGCGAUCUAUCAGGACAUGUUUUAAAAUUGAUUUUAGGUGUCAACAAGUUAAAAUAGAUUUGAUAUACCUUUCGUUGUGAUCCCUUGUUCUCCGUUAAGAAAUAUUAAAUAAGUCUUUUCUCGACGAUGUUGGAAACGUAAAUAAAACACAAUAGAAGUCACAAACAUCUCAGAUGGGUGUGCGAUCUAUCACAACAUGUUUUAAAGCUGUUUUUAGGGGUCAACAAGUUAAAAUAGAUUUGAUAUACCUUCCGUUAUGAUCCCCUGUUCUCCGUAAAGAAAUAUUAAAGAUGCAUUUUCUCGAAAAAGUUGGAAAGGUCGAUAAAACAAAAUAGAAGUUGGUAGCAUCUCAUAUUUAUUGGUGAUACAUAUUUUUCGAGGGGUCAACAAGUUAAAAUAUAUUUGAUAUACCUUUCGUUUUGAUCCCUUGUUGUCCGUUAAAAAUAUUAAAUACGUCUUUUCUCGACGAUGUUGGAAACGUAAAUAAAACAGAAUAGAAGUCACAAACAUCUCAGAUGGGUGUGCGAUCUAUCAGGACAUGUUUUAAAAUUGUUUUUAGGUGUCAACAAGUUAAAUUAUAUUUGAUAUACCUUUCGUUGUGAUCCCUUGUUCUCCGUUAAGAAAUAUUAAAUAUGUCUUUUCUCGACGGUGUUGGAAACGUAGAUAAAACAAAAUAGAAGUCACAAACAUCUCAGAUGGGUGUGCGAUCUAUCAGGACAUGUUUUAAAAUUGUUUUUAGGUGUCAACAAGUUAAAAUAGAUUUGAUAUACCUUUCGUUAUGAUCCCUUGUUCUCCGUUAAGAAAUAUUAAAUACGUCUUUUCUCGACGAUGUUGGAAACGUAAAUAAAACAGAAUAGAAGUCACAAACAUCUCAAAUUGGUGCGCGAUCUAUCAGGACAUGUUUUAAAAUUGUUUUUAGGUGUCAACAAGUUAAAUUAUAUUUGAUAUACCUUUCGUUGUGAUCCCUUGUUCUCCGUUAAGAGAUAUUAAAUGCGUCUUUUCUCGACGAUGUUGGAAACGUAGAUAAAACAAAAUAGAAGUCACAAACAUCUCAGAUGGGUGUGCGAUCUAUCAGGACAUGUUUUAAAAUUGUUUUUAGGUGUCAACAAGUUAAAAUAGAUUUGAUAUACCUUUCGUUAUGAUUCCUUGUUCUCCGUUAAGAAAUAUUAAAGAUGCAUUUUCUCGACAAAGUUGGAAACGUAGAUAAAACAGAAUAAAAGUCACAAACAUCUCAGAUGGGUGUGCGAUCUAUCAGGGCAUGAUUGAAAAUUUUUCGAGGGGUCAACAAGUUAAAAUAGAUUUGAUAUACCUUUCGUUAUGAUCCCUUGUUCUCCGUUAAGAAAUAUUAAAUACGUCUUUUCUUGACGAUGUUGGAGACGUAAAUAAAACAGAAUAGAAGUCAAACACAUCUCAGAUGGGUGUGCGAUCUAUCAGGACAUGUUUUAAAAUUGUUUUUAGGUGUCAACAAGUUAAAAUAGAUUUGAUAUACCUUCCGUUAUGAUCCCCUGUUCUCCGUAAAGAAAUAUUAAAGAUGCAUUUUCUCGAAAAAGUUGGAAACGUAAAUAAGACAAAAUAGAAGUUGGUAGCAUCUCAUAUUUAUUGGUGAUACAUAUUUUUCGAGGUGUCAACAAGUUAAAUUAUAUUUGAUAUACCUUUCGUUGUGAUCCCUUGUUCUCCGUUAAGAAAUAUUAAAUAUGUCUUUUCUCGACGAUGUUGGAAACGUAGAUAAAACAAAAUAGAAGUCACAAACAUCUCAGAUGGGUGUGCGAUCUAUCAGGACAUGUUUAAAAUUGUUUUUAGGUGUCAACAAGUUAAAAUAGAUUUGAUAUACCUUUCGUUAUGAUCCCUUGUUCUCCGUUAAGAAAUAUUAAAUACGUCUUUUCUCGACGAUGUUGGAAACGUAAAUAAAACAGAAUAGAAGUCACAAACAUCUCAGAUGGGUGUGCGAUCUAUCAGGACAUGUUUUAAAAUUGUUUUUAGGUGUCAACAAGUUAAAUUAUAUUUGAUAUACCUUUCGUUGUGAUCCCUUGUUCUCCGUUAAGAGAUAUUAAAUGCGUCUUUUCUCGACGAUGUUGGAAACGUAGAUAAAACAAAAUAGAAGUCACAAACAUCUCAGAUGGGUGUGCGAUCUAUCAGGACAUGUUUUAAAAUUGUUUUUAGGUGUCAACAAGUUAAAAUAGAUUUGAUAUACCUUUCGUUAUGAUCCCUUGUUCUCCGUUAAGAAAUAUUAAAUACGUCUUUUCUCGACGAUGUUGGAAACGUAAAUAAAACAAAAUAAGUCACAAACAUCUUAGAUGGGUGUGCGAUCUAUCAGGGCAUGAUUGAAAAAUUUUCGAGGGGUCAACAAGUUAAAAUAUAUUUUAUAUACCUUUCGUUAUGAUCCCUUGUUCUCCGUUAAGAAAUAUUAAAUACGUCUUUUCUUGACGAUGUUGGAAACGUAGAUAAAACAAAAUAGAAGUCACAAACAUCUCAGAUGGGUGUGCGAUCUAUCAGGACAUGUUUUAAAAUUGUUUUUAGGUGUCAACAAGUUAAAAUAGAUUUGAUAUACCUUUCGUUAUGAUUCCUUGUUCUCCGUUAAGAAAUAUUAAAGAUGCAUUUUCUCGACAAAGUUGGAAACGUAGAUAAAACAGAAUAAAAGUCACAAACAUCUCAGAUGGGUGUGCGAUCUAUCAGGGCAUGAUUGAAAAUUUUUCGAGGGGUCAACAAGUUAAAAUAGAUUUGAUAUACCUUUCGUUAUGAUCCCUUGUUCUCCGUUAAGAAAUAUUAAAUACGUCUUUUCUCGACGAUGUUGGAAACGUAAAUAAAACAGAAUAGAAGUCACAAACAUCUCAGAUGGGUGUGCGAUCUAUCAGGACAUGUUUAAAAUUGUUUUUAGGUGUCAACAAGUUAAAAUAGAUUUGAUAUACCUUUCGUUAUGAUCCCUUGUUCUCCGUUAAGAAAUAUUAAAUACGUCUUUUCUCGACGAUGUUGGAAACGUAAAUAAAACAGAAUAGAAGUCACAAACAUCUCAGAUGGGUGUGCGAUCUAUCAGGACAUGUUUUAAAAUUGUUUUUAGGUGUCAACAAGUUAAAUUAUAUUUGAUAUACCUUUCGUUGUGAUCCCUUGUUCUCCGUUAAGAAAUAUUAAAUAUGUCUUUUCUCGACGAUGUUGGAAACGUAAAUAAAACAGAAUAGAAGUCACAAACAUCUCAGAUGGGUGUGCGAUCUAUCAGGACAUGUUUUAAAAUUGUUUUUAGGUGUCAACAAGUUAAAUUAUAUUUGAUAUACCUUUCGUUGUGAUCCCUUGUUCUCCGUUAAGAGAUAUUAAAUGCGUCUUUUCUCGACGAUGUUGGAAACGUAGAUAAAACAAAAUAGAAGUCACAAACAUCUCAGAUGGGUGUGCGAUCUAUCAGGACAUGUUUUAAAAUUGUUUUUAGGUGUCAACAAGUUAAAAUAGAUUUGAUAUACCUUUCGUUAUGAUCCCUUGUUCUCCGUUAAGAAAUAUUAAAUACGUCUUUUCUCGACGAUGUUGGAAACGUAAAUAAAACAAAAUAAGUCACAAACAUCUUAGAUGGGUGUGCGAUCUAUCAGGGCAUGAUUGAAAAAUUUUCGAGGGGUCAACAAGUUAAAAUAUAUUUUAUAUACCUUUCGUUAUGAUCCCUUGUUCUCCGUUAAGAAAUAUUAAAUACGUCUUUUCUUGACGAUGUUGGAAACGUAAAUAAAACAGAAUAGAAGUCACAAACAUCUCAAAUUGGUGUGCGAUCUAUCAGGACAUGUUUUAAAAUUGUUUUUAGGGGUCAACAAGUUAAAAUAGAUUUUAUAUACCUUUCGUUAUGAUCCCCUGUUAUCCGUUAAGAAAUAUUAAAGAUGCAUUUUCUCGACAAAGUUGGAAACGUAGAUAAAACAGAAUAAAAGUCACAAACAUCUCAGAUGGGUGUGCGAUCUAUCAGGGCAUGAUUGAAAAUUUUUCGAGGGGUCAACAAGUUAAAAUAGAUUUGAUAUACCUUUCGUUAUGAUCCCUCGUUCUCCGUUAAGAAAUAUUAAAUACGUCUUUUCUCGACAAAGUUGGAAACGUAGAUAAAACAAAAUAAAAGUCACAAACAUCGCAGAUGGGUGUGCGAUCUAUCAGGGCAUGAUUGAAAAAAAUUCGAGGGGUCAACAAGUUAAAAUAGAUUUGAUAUAUACCUUUCGUUAUGAUCCCUUGUUCUCCGUUAAGAAAUAUUAAAUACGUCUUUUCUUGACGAUGUUGGAAACGUAAAUAAAACAGAAUAGAAGUCAAAAACAUGUCAGAUGGGUGUGCGAUCUAUCAGGACAUGUUUUAAAAAUUAUUUUUAGGGGUCAACAAGACAAAAUAGAUUUGAUAUGCCUUUCGUUAUGAUCCCUUAAUUGUUCUCCGUUAAGAAAUAUUAAAGAUGCAUUUUCUCGACAAGUUGGAAACGUAAAUAAGACAAAAUAGAAGUCAGUUGGUAGCCUUUCAUAAUUAUUUGCGAUCUAUCAGGACAUCUUUUAAGAUUGUUUGAAGGUGACAACAGGUUAAAAUAUAUUCUAUAUGCAUUUCGUUAUGAUACCUUGUUUUCCGUAAAGCAUAGGCGGUUCGGGGCGCGAGGGACUCCCCCCCCCCCCCCCCCCCUCUUGGACGAGC